AUGGCCAUGGAUAAGGCCUUGGUGUGUGUGAGGAUCACUCUCCUGCUGCUCUGGUUUGGGGUGUUUCUGCUCCUUUCUGGAUCAUUCUAUGUUGGGCACUCCCAACACCAUGGUCCUCCAGAAGUGGUCAUACCCUUGAGGAUAACACACACUGGCAGAGGCAUGAAGCCUCCUGGCUGGCUCUCUUACAGCCUGCGUUUUGGGGGCCAGAGACACGUUCUUCACAUGAAGGUCAACAAGCUUUUGUUCUCUAAACACCUCCCAGUGUUCACCUACACAAACAAGCAUGCUCUCCUGGAGGACAAGCCUUUUAUCCAAAAUGACUGCUACUAUCAGGGUUACGUGGAGGGGGUCCCAGAAUCCCUGGUUGCCCUCAGUACAUGUUUGAUGGGCUUACAAGGAAUAUUACAGAUAAAUAAUGUUGUUUAUGAAAUCAAGCCCAAAAGUCUUUCUACCUCAUUUGAACAUCUGCUAUAUCAGAUGGAAUAUGGAGAGACAGAAUUUCCACCCAGAAGAUGUGGAUUAACAGAUGAAGAAAUAGCACGACAACUGAAGUUUCAAGAAAGUGUUAAUUACACUUUGAAGCAAAGUGGGUAUGAAGGCUGGUGGACCCACAGGCGUUUCCUUGAACUGGCAGUGGUGGUAGACCACAAUCGAUAUCUUCAUCACCAAAGUAAUACCUCAAAUGUGCAGUAUGAAGUAUGCCUUGUUGUCAAUGAAAUAGGGAACUUUUUACAACUACUGGAUGUUAAUGUGGUUUUGACUGGAAUCGAGAUCUGGUCUAAAGAAAACCUCCUUCCAACAGAAAACAUACAUAAUCUCUUGGAAGAAUUUUGUCAAUGGAAGAAAAAGAGUUUUAAUACCCGCUUGCCACAUGAUAUUGCACAUAUUUUUGUAAAGAAAAAUUUUGGUAUCCUACUUGGCUUAGCCUAUGUUGGAACCGUAUGUCAACAACGUUAUAAUUGUGGAGUUGAUAGUUUUAUGGGUGAUAAAUUGUAUGAUUUUGCAUAUAUUGUGUCACACGAGAUUGGUCAUAAUCUGGGUAUGCAACACGAUGAAAACACAUGUAAGUGUGGGGCUAAAGCAUGCAUAAUGUUUCCAAGUAAAUCUCUGGCAACUCGAUUCAGCAACUGCAGUUAUGCUGCAUAUUGGAACACUGUUGCAAAAAUAAAGUGUUUGCACAUUUCACCAAAUCCAGAGAAUAUCUUCACACAGACACGCUGUGGGAACAGUGUGGUUGAUGAAGGAGAAGAGUGUGACUGUGGUUCCAUGUAUAUGUGUGCAAAAGAUCCCUGUUGUCAGCCAGACUGCACUCUGAGACUUGGGGCUACUUGUGCUUUUGGCCUUUGUUGCAAAAAUUGUGACUUGAUGCCAGCAGGUUACAUGUGUAGAAAAGAAGAAAAUGAAUGUGAUCUUCCAGAGUGGUGUAAUGGGACAUCCUAUCAGUGUCCAGAAGAUGUGUAUAUGCAGGAUGGGACCCCUUGCACAGGUGGUGGUUACUGCUAUGAAAAGAGAUGCAAUAACCGCAAUGAACAGUGUAGAAAAAUUUUUGGCAAGGAGGCCAGGAGCACAAACGAGACUUGCUACAGGGAAGUGAAUACCCGAGGUGACCGUUUUGGUAACUGUGGUCUCACAACCACUUCAUAUAUACAAUGCAGAAUCCCAGAUAUCCUGUGUGGGAGGAUUCAGUGUGAGAAUGUGAGAGAAAUUCCCCUCCUGAGAGAUCAUUCUACUGUGCAUUGGACUCACAUCAAUGGAGUCGACUGCUGGGGUACAGACUACCAUCUUGGGAUGACCAUACCUGAUAUUGGUGAAGUGAAAGAUGGUACAGAGUGUGGUAUAGAACAUAUCUGCAUCGGAAGAAAGUGUAUUUUUAGGCCCAGUUUUGAAAGUGGUUGUUCACCUAAGAUCUGCAAUAUGAACGGAGUCUGUAACAACAGACAUCACUGCCACUGCAACUCCGAGUGGGACCCACCCAAAUGCCUGGUAAAAGGUAGUGGAGGCAGUGUUGAUAGUGGCCCACCCUCUGGCAAAAAGGAAGAAAACGUGAAAGGUAGGCCUACCUUCACAGUGGACGCGAAACAGCCGCUCUCCUCAGAACUCAGCCCGCGGUUUCCCACCGGAAGUUACACUUCCCGCUCUCAGGUUCUCGCGCUCUUUGACGGCAGAGCUCGCGGAAUUGGUUACGUGAGUAUGGAGAGCGAGAGGUCCCAAAAUCUGCAGUCCGCAAACUGGAAAACCGAAGAAUGA
Eubalaena glacialis (North Atlantic right whale) is the source of this 2250-nucleotide messenger RNA. RefSeq names its product disintegrin and metalloproteinase domain-containing protein 20-like. Bases 1 to 2250 code for a protein of 749 amino acids. The transcript is spliced from 2 exons. Gene Ontology annotation, molecular function: metalloendopeptidase activity. Gene Ontology annotation, biological process: male gonad development; proteolysis. Gene Ontology annotation, cellular component: plasma membrane; external side of plasma membrane; sperm head plasma membrane. NCBI's taxonomy places the organism in Eukaryota, Metazoa, Chordata, Mammalia, Artiodactyla, Balaenidae. The record is from RefSeq and is a predicted model, not a curated record.